AUAGGGACACCCUUCUCUGAAAGAUAGCAUUGUAAGGGACAGGUCGCCGUCCAAUUCUUACUUUUUCUCCAAUCUUCUCUCCGUUUCCAGUCUGCAGCUGAGAGCUGUCGUUGAUGACUUUGGCUGUCAUUUCAGCGUGGUGUUGAAGUCCUUAUACAGUCACUGAAUUGGAAACAUACUCUUUGGAUCUGGCACAAUGGUGUGGUUUAGAGCUGGGUCUGGUGUUACAAAACUUGUUGUGAGGAGGAUCCUCUCGCAGGGUGGAUCCUAUGCUGCAAGAACAAGGGUUCUUCCCGCUCAAAAUCGGUACUUUCAUUCGACUGUCUUCAGACAGAAAGCCCAAAGUGCUCCGGUUCCCCGGCCUGUCCCACUCUCCAAGCUAACUGAUAGCUUCUUAGAUGGGACGAGUAGUGUAUAUCUGGAGGAGCUACAAAGGGCAUGGGAAGCUGAUCCAAAUAGCGUAGAUGAGUCGUGGGACAAUUUCUUCAGGAAUUUUGUUGGCCAGGCUGCAACCUCUCCUGGCAUAUCGGGUCAAACAAUUCAAGAGAGUAUGCGCUUGUUGUUACUUGUGAGGGCUUAUCAGGUGAACGGUCACAUGAAAGCCAAAUUGGAUCCACUAGGUUUGGAACAGAGACCGAUUCCUGAAGACCUAGACCUGGCUCUCCAUGGAUUCACAGAGGCUGAUCUUGAUAGGGAGUUCUUCCUGGGAGUGUGGAGAAUGUCGGGAUUUCUAUCUGAAAACCGUCCAGUGCAAACACUUCGCUCCAUAUUGACACGGCUUGAGCAGGCGUACUGUGGGAAUAUCGGAUAUGAGUAUAUGCACAUCCCAGAUCGUGACAAAUGCAACUGGCUGAGAGAAAAGAUCGAAACACCAACUCCUCAGCAGUACAACAGGGAGAGGCGUGAGGUGAUUCUUGAUCGUCUUGUAUGGAGUACUCAGUUCGAGAAUUUCUUGGCUACCAAGUGGACAACAGCUAAGAGAUUCGGGCUCGAAGGUGGAGAGUCUUUGAUUCCUGGCAUGAAGGAGAUGUUUGACAGAGCAGCUGACCUCGGAGUAGAGAGCAUUGUGAUCGGAAUGCCUCAUAGAGGAAGAUUAAACGUUUUGGGUAACGUUGUUCAACUGUCGACCCGUCAAAUAUUUAGCGAGUUCAGUGGCGGGAUUAGGCCUUCGGAUGAAGUUGGAUACACUGGAACUGGUGAUGUGAAAUAUCACCUUGGAACUUCCUAUGACCGACCUACGAGAGGAGGGAAGAGAAUCCAUCUUUCUUUGGUAGCAAACCCUAGUCACUUAGAAGCUGUCGACCCAGUUGUUGUUGGAAAAACCAGAGCAAAGCAAUACUACUCAAAGGAUGAGAACAGGACCAAGAAUAUGGCUAUUCUGAUUCAUGGAGAUGGUAGUUUUGCAGGACAAGGGGUAGUAUAUGAAACCCUUCAUCUUAGCGCUCUUCCAAACUACACCAGUGGUGGUACCAUUCAUAUUGUGGUUAACAACCAAGUAGCUUUCACGACUGAUCCAAAGUCCGGGAGAUCUUCCCAGUACUGUACCGAUGUUGCCAAGGCCUUGAAUGCUCCCAUCUUUCAUGUGAAUGCUGAUGAUGUUGAAGCUGUGGUCCAUGUCUGUGAGCUUGCUGCUGAGUGGAGGCAGACUUUCCAUUCAGACGUCGUCGUUGAUUUGGUUUGUUACCGUAGGUUCGGGCAUAAUGAAAUAGAUGAACCAUCUUUCACACAGCCGAAAAUGUAUAAGGUUAUUCGCAACCACCCCUCUACCCUUCAAAUCUAUCAGAACAAACUCUUGGAGUCUGGUCAGGUAUCCCGAGAAGAUAUCGACCGGAUACUUGCAAAGGUCAAUUCAAUCCUAAGUGAAGAAUUUGUCAAUAGCAAAGACUAUGUUCCGAAAAAACGAGACUGGCUUUCAACCAACUGGGCUGGAUUCAAGUCUCCUGAACAGAUUUCUCGUGUCAGAAACACUGGCGUCAAGCCAGAAAUACUGAAGACUGUUGGCAAGGCAAUCGUGUCGCUCCCUGAUAAUUUUAAGCCUCACAGGGCAGUGAAGAAGGUUUAUGAACAACGUGCUCAGAUGAUCGAAUCAGGAGAAGGUAUUGACUGGGCACUUGCAGAAGCUCUAGCUUUUGCCACCUUAGUUGUGGAAGGAAACCAUGUCCGACUGAGCGGUCAGGAUGUCGAAAGAGGAACCUUUAGCCAUCGCCAUUCCGUGCUUCAUGAUCAGGAAACAGGAGAAAAGUAUUGUCCUCUAGAUCAUGUCGUCAUGAAUCAAGAUCCCGAGAUGUUUACUGUCAGCAACAGCUCUCUUUCGGAAUUUGGUGUCCUCGGGUUCGAAUUGGGUUACUCCAUGGAAAAUCCAAAUUCUUUGGUACUGUGGGAAGCUCAGUUUGGAGACUUUUCCAAUGGAGCUCAGGUAAUAUUUGAUCAGUUCCUCAGCAGUGGAGAGGCCAAGUGGCUGCGUCAAACAGGGCUUGUUUUGUUACUUCCACAUGGUUAUGACGGGCAGGGACCAGAACACUCAAGUGCGAGACUGGAGCGUUUCCUUCUGAUGAGUGAUGAUAAUCCCUAUGUCAUACCGGAGAUGGAACCGACUAUGCGAAAGCAAAUCCAAGAAUGUAACUGGCAGAUUGUCAAUGUCACAACUCCGGCCAACUACUUCCAUGUCCUGAGACGACAGAUACACAGAGAUUUCCGUAAACCUCUCAUUGUGAUGUCCCCAAAGAACUUGCUGCGUCACAAGGAAUGCAAAUCAAAUCUCUCGGAGUUCGACGAUGUCCAAGGCCACCCGGGAUUUGACAAGCAAGGAACAAGAUUUAAGCGCCUGAUUAAGGAUCAGAACGAUCACUCUGAUCUCGAAGAAGGCAUCAGAAGAUUGGUACUUUGCUCUGGGAAGGUUUACUAUGAGCUUGACGAAGAGCGAAAGAAGAAAUCUGCAAGCGACGUUGCUAUCUGCAGAGUGGAACAGCUUUGUCCUUUCCCGUAUGAUCUCAUCCAGCGUGAGCUGAAGAGAUAUCCGAAUGCAGAGAUAGUAUGGUGCCAAGAGGAGCCGAUGAACAUGGGAGCAUACAGCUACGUGUCUCCGCGGCUGUGCACUGCCAUGAGAUCACUCGGCCGGGGGGACAGAGAGGACAUCAAGUACGUGGGGCGUGGUCCAUCCGCAGCCACUGCAACCGGCUUCUACCAAGUCCACGUCAAGGAGCAGACCGAUCUCGUCAACAGAGCCAUCCAGAAAGACCCUAUCAAUUACCCUUUCUGAGUUUUCUUCCUUUUUUUUUAAAGAAAAAAUAAUAAUAAGAAAGAAACUCUUGUGUAAUUCUACAAAACAAAACAACUUGCAAAACCCAAGUCCUAUGAUUGUUUUGUCUAUCCAUUGAUUGUAGCCUGUCGGUGCAGGUAAAACGUUCAUCACUGAUUCACAAAAUUUUAUAGUCUU
Molecule: messenger RNA, 3436 nt
Organism: Tarenaya hassleriana
Lineage: Eukaryota; Viridiplantae; Streptophyta; Magnoliopsida; Brassicales; Cleomaceae
Product: 2-oxoglutarate dehydrogenase, mitochondrial
Exons: 9
Coding region: 197-3259 (1020 amino acids)
Biological process (GO): tricarboxylic acid cycle
Cellular component (GO): mitochondrion; oxoglutarate dehydrogenase complex
Molecular function (GO): thiamine pyrophosphate binding; oxoglutarate dehydrogenase (succinyl-transferring) activity
Source: RefSeq, a predicted model, not a curated record